Molecule: messenger RNA, 2172 nt
Organism: Drosophila ficusphila
Lineage: Eukaryota; Metazoa; Arthropoda; Insecta; Diptera; Drosophilidae
Gene: temp
Product: protein prenyltransferase alpha subunit repeat-containing protein 1
Exons: 3
Coding region: 354-1646 (430 amino acids)
Biological process (GO): protein prenylation
Cellular component (GO): cytoplasm
Molecular function (GO): protein prenyltransferase activity
Source: RefSeq, a predicted model, not a curated record
GUGCACAGCAAAACACAUGUUUGCAAAAACAAAAAUAAUAGAAACAAACUAGCAACAACAUAUGCUCGCAGUCCUUAAAAAAGAAAAGAAAACAUUUACAGGUUUACGACCCGCGGGAGAACCGUGCUAUUCGGGGAACAAGCCAGAGUGACAGCCCCUAGCGCUGGGCACUAAAAUAAUAGAUCUCGAGCCCCGACUUUAAUUGAAAUUUAUUUGUUGUGAUGCGGCCGUUACUGGGGGUUCCAUAAAGCCAUAGCCAGGGUCUCCAGUUGUCUCCACCAUCCAUCCUCCUGCUCCCGAAACCUUAAUUAACCGGAGGCAUUGAGCAUGUUAAGAUUAAUUGGAGGCAAUCAAUGUGCCUAGGAACUUCGAAUCGAACGGAAGGGAAGCGAGUUCCGCGCAGAAUAAACAUCCACAUCGAAAUUACCCUGGUCAAAAUAUUAAAUUCCAUGGAGGAGGAACGCAACGAGAAGAAGGUCCUUUGCGAGAAGAUCAUCAGGGACAUUAAUGCGGUGUUCCUCAAGGAUCAAGAUCUCGCUUCCUUCGAGAUCAUACCCAAGGAGACCAACUGCAACAAGUCGCCGGUGGUGCAUGUGGAGCACAAUCUCGGUCUUGAAUCGUGGUGUGCCCAGCAUGUCUACGACCAUGCCCACCGCACCCUUAUCUCCCAUCGUCGCCAGACUUCGGCCCAACAGCUGCGAACGCUCCAGCAACAGCAACAGAGUGAUUCUCUGGCGAAGUACCUGAAUGUGGCCCUUUUAAUCAAUCCGGAUGUGACUACUUUCUGGCACAUUCGCCGCCAGUUGGUGCAAAAGAAUCGGCUGAGCAUUAACAAGGAGCUUCAGUUCUCAGCCCUCGUGCUCUCUAUUAAACCGAAGUCGAAUGAGGCAUUUGCCUACCGCCGCUGGCUGUACUCCUUCCAAAGUGCGGAUGCCAUCGACUGGCCCAAUGAAAUCGGGAUUUGCGAAAGAGCCGCCGAUAGAUGCGCUAGUAACUACCACGCCUGGUCGCAUCGCCAAUGGAUCCUGCAGAGCGGCCCCUGUCUGCUGCAAUCGGAGCUCCUACGCACAGAGAAGUUUAUGCGCAAGCACAUCAGCGACUACAGCUGCUAUCAUUAUCGCCAGGUGCUUUUAAAUCGCGCCUUUGAACUCAACUUUGCCCUACCUAACGAUUCCAGCGCCAGUGGCUCUGCGUCGUUGGCCAGUCUGCAGCAAUUAAUGACCAAUUAUGGAUUGAAAUGCGAAGCCAAGGCAGAGGAUUUGCUAGAGCUGCUGGUGCCUCAUGUAGACCGGUGUUCCAUAAGCAACCAAAAGUUCAAAUCAUUUCUUUACUGCUGCAAUGUGGCCGCCAACGAUAUCCGGUUGUGCGCGGAACAGCGGUUGAUGUACGGACAACGGGAUUGCUUUGAACUGCAUCGCCGGGCAGCCCUGAAGUUUAUCGUUGAGCAGUGCGUUCGCCUGCAGAUGGGUUUGACCAGCGGACAUCCAUUGCCCAUGGUGGCUGAAGAUCUGCGCUUGUAUUUGAACAACUUCGACUUUGAGAAGCAUCCGUUUUUGAAUGCCGUUCGGCGCGAGGAAUCCUCCCUAGGCGGCAAGCACCGGCGCUGGUGCAAUCUCCACCUGAGCUUUGGUUAUCCGACCGAUUAGACAGCGGGACCUGAAUAACGUUGAGAAGAAGCUCAAAUCAAUCUACCCCAAUAGGAAAACUUACGCUCGUUACUUGUUUCUGUUUUCCAUCCGUUUCAAAUUGUGGCAAGUGUUUUUUAAAACUUUCAAAUUGUAUUACUUAAUAACAAAGUAGUAUUACCCAUCUUAAUUUAGUGUUCUGAACUAAAAAAAAUAACUUUGACAAAAAGACUGUUAAUUGUCUUUAACGGCCACAAAAAGAAAUAAGAAACAAAUUUCAAACGGAUUUGGAAACGGAAAACAGUUUUCUAUACAUAUACUCUAUAUUGUACACCCCAAAGACACAGUUUAACUAGCCCGAUAUGACAAAGGACUCUUGAUAGUCCACCAAUCGCAUUUCGAUAUCUGUUAGCUUUAACUAUAAUUCUGUUUAAUCUGAUCUGUAUUCAGAUGUACCAUUUAACCAAUUAUCGCCAUGCCAUGCACGUGUUUGUUGUUAGCCAAUUUGCAGUUAGUUUUUAAAUAAAUCAAACCAAUAGCAGCUCAA